CACAGACUGCCAAGGAGUUCAAGGAGAAGCAAGAAGUGGAGGCGCCUGGGAGGCCAAGUGCAUUCUCAGCUGCGUGUUUUCUGUUGGAACAUCUGCUUAAGAUAAUGUAUCCGUACAGGAGCGAUGGGUAUGGCUAUGGUUCUGCUGCGUCAAGCCGGAGCUAUCAGCAGCAGGCACCCCGUGCGGCAAGCUCCAUUGCCAGUCAGUCACUUGAUGACGACCUUCCCAUGUAUGUCUUGAGGGAGGAUACUCUGCAGUCCAGGUACGCUGUUCCAAGCGACAGGUUGCAGGCGCAGUAUUAUGCCGGGAGCGGAGCGGGGCACUAUGACGAGAGCACUCUUCGCGCAGCGUCGCAGAGGUACUACGAUGAAGGCUCCAAGCGCCUGCGCACAACGUACCCCGAGACCUAUCAGGAUCCACGGUCUGCUCGCUACCAGGCUCAUGCUGCCCCUACAGGAGGGUACCCUCAGCGGCCAGGAGAGCAGAAGUGCUCAUUCUAUAUGAGGACUGGCAAGUGCAGCUAUGGAUCUGACUGCAAGUUCGAUCACCCGGCUUGGGUGCCUCCCGAAGGCAUCCCAGGAUGGAAAGAGGAGGAAGGCGAGUUUCCGCAGAGGCCCGGCCAGCCUCACUGCGCUUACUUCCUGAAGAAUGGCACGUGCAAGUUUGGGUCUACAUGCAAGUUCGACCACCCUGGGGCCAAGCCCUUUGCAGGGCGCUCUGUUGCAGCGGCCCCCGUGGAGCGGUUGGGGCUGCGCUCUGACGUGUUUGGCACCACUGCUCCGAUGAACUCGAAGGGCCUGCCCCUGCGACCGUCGGAGCCCUUGUGCCAGUUCUUCAGGAAGACCGGAGACUGCAAGUACGGCGUGCUCUGCAAGUUCGAUCACCCGGAGCCAGGAAGCUCAAAGAGGAAGCGGGCCUCAGACGAUGAUCUUCAGGACGUGCCCCUCUAUGCGGUUCUCCCUGGGUCCUCAUACGCAGGCAACGCCGCCCCUCCGGCCCGGGCGGUGGCUCUGCCCCAGCGACCGGGUCAACCAGAGUGCGCUUACUACAUACGGACCGGUACCUGUCAGUACGGCGCCACCUGCAAAUACAACCAUCCGCUUCCUCUGUCCAAGAGGACCGAACAAACCAAAGCGAAGCCUGCCAAGGCCAGCCCCCCAGCGGCAGGGUUGACGCCUGCAGGCCUGCCCAGGAGGCCCGGCGCGACUCUGUGCGCGUACUACAUGAAGACGGGCCUCUGCAAGUACGCCCCCGACUGCAAAUUCGACCACCCGCCCCCCGGCGAGGCGGCCAAGAUGGCCUACCGCGCAGCCGCAGCCGAGAAGGCGGCGCCACCCGCCGCGGGAAGCGCCGGGGGCGUCCCGAGCAAGGACCAAAAGGUGGAGGAGCAAUCGGCUGCUCAAACCGUGGAAAAUGUCGCAGUGGGGAACACGGACGGACAAGGGGAGGCGGUUAGAAUCGAAGAAAAGGCUCCGGAGGAAGCAGAAAAGGAGGGCCUUGCGGAGCAGGAAGGCGGAGGGUUUGAGGGCGAAGCUUGGAGCCCCGAGGCGGGCGUUGAGACGGAGGCGGAGGAGGGUGCGGACGUCGUCGGAGGGGAGCAUGUCUCGGAGGGUGCCGUCGAGGGGAACGCGGGAGCGGAGCAGGAGGCCGGUGCGGCUGAAGGUGAGACACCGGCUGAAGCAGCAGAACAGGGUCCGGUUGAAACGGCGCCGACCGAAGCAGCAGAACAGGGUCCAGUUGAAACGGCGCUGACUGAAGACGCGGAGAAAGAGGCAGUGCUUCCUAGUCAGGCGGAGGUUGAGCAAGCGAUUGAGAACGAGGCGAUGCAAGCUGAUGAGGCGGAGGUUGCGCAAGCGGCGGUCCCUGCCGAGGGGCCAGGAACGGUCGAGCAAGAGGAGCAGGCAGGGGGGGAAAACGAUGGAGACGAACUUGAUUUCGUUGACGCUGAGGGGCUGGAAAACGAAGAUGCGGAGGGGUACGAAGGAGGUUUGGAACAUGAGUCCAUGCUUGAAGGCGGCGUGGAUCUGAACGCGGAACCUACUGACGAAGUUGAAUAACGGGACUAGGUGCAAUGAGUAAUGGAUCGAGAGGAGAAGGUGCUUAUAUCAGUUUCUUGGCCAUCUGAUAUUCUUGAUCUCUGCACAAGUAGGACUAGGUGAUUCCAAUGAACAACUUUUCAAAAGCACGGCGGACAUGGAAUGGAUGGGGCAGCUCAUUGCCUUUGAGGGGGCUAUGAGGUCCAUGUUGUGAACUGCGGAUGCAUGUUUUAAGAGUGGUACUUCGGUGGCAAACCACCAAUCUAUGUUAUUUCGUUGGCAGCA
Messenger RNA from Klebsormidium nitens, 2321 nucleotides. The record is from the annotation of a GenBank genome assembly. Lineage: Eukaryota; Viridiplantae; Streptophyta; Klebsormidiophyceae; Klebsormidiales; Klebsormidiaceae.